Molecule: messenger RNA, 3167 nt
Organism: Wasmannia auropunctata (little fire ant)
Lineage: Eukaryota; Metazoa; Arthropoda; Insecta; Hymenoptera; Formicidae
Product: solute carrier family 35 member G1-like
Exons: 3
Coding region: 641-1660 (339 amino acids)
Cellular component (GO): membrane
Source: RefSeq, a predicted model, not a curated record
GUUGACAGCAAUAUAUUAUAUAUUUAGAUAUUUUUCGAAUAUCUUUUAGAAAAGUCUUAAAGAGAUAUCUUUCAAAUAUCAUUAAGACCUCGAUAUUUUCUGGAUAUCUAUUAUGAUUAUUUUACAUUUUUACAUUUUAAUAAGAGAUAUAACAUUUUUAAUUAUUAUACCUACGUAAUAAAUUGAUUUUAAUCACCAAUAAAGCAAAUGUUAACAGGCGAAAUGUUUAAUAAACGAAACAUAUAUGUUUAUCCGUACCGAAAAAAUUGAUGUUUAAUUCGAUGACUUCGGCAGAUCGCGAUGACUUAAAUUUGUUGUUUGAAUACCUUUAGACAUCCCAUUAUUAAUUGAUCGUUCGCGACAGCUCUCUUCUGUCCCAAAAAGUGUCCUCUUAAUUUUCAUCAGUGUGUAUCGGCAAGUCUCCUCACGGUCAUCGCUCCACUCGCCCGAAUCUUCCUAACGUCAUUAAUCCGCAAUAAUCCGUCGGUCGUCUAAGUUAUGCUAAUUGCGAACGGACGGAGUCGCAGAUGCGUCAACGGGCGGACGAUGACAGUACGGGUCGGGGCUAAGUGCCGGUCAUCUGCCGAUCAUAUCUCUUCGCGUACAUUCUCGCCUCGGUGAUAUCGGUACACGUAUCGCGAUGAAGUUCAGCAUAGAGUCCACGGCUUCUUACAACAGCAUCCACCCGGCUUAUCACUAUACUGAGCAGUUCGCCAACAAUGGCGAGACCUAUCGGGACGGCACCAAGUGGUACGGGGUGUUCCUGGCGUUUCUUUCAGGCACCUUCUUCACCAUCAGCUCCGCCCUGGUCAAAGCGAUCCGCAACGUAGACCCCAUGAUUCUGCUGGCCAUCCGCGCCCUAGUGCAGAUCCUGAUGAUGGCCAUUGUGGCUUGUAGAGCGUCCAGCAAUCUCUUCGGCCCCUCCGGCCAAAGAAUACUCAUACAUUUUCAGGGUCUAGUAGGUGGUAUGACCCUGUCGUUGCUGUACUACAGCUUCCGAGAAUUACCUCUAGGCGAUGCCACCACGAUCAUAUUCAGCUCACCGGUGAUCGUCAUCGCGCUUUCUUUCCUCUUUCUGAAGGAACCCUGCGGUGUUCUACGCAUAGUGGUGGUCUGCACGCUCUUGACAGGCGUCAUCCUUGUUGCCAGACCACCCUUUUUAUUCCAGAUGCAUCACGCCGAGAGCUACAACCUUAUGGGAUAUCUGUGCGCCAUCCUGGCCACUCUCUUCAUGGCGCUCAACAUCGUCGUCAUGAGAAAGUGCUCGGAGAUACACUACUCCAUUCUGGUGCUGAACCUGUCGUGCUGGUCGUUCGUCUCGGCCGUGUUCUUCUACUUCACCGUGUCCGGUCAUGGCAUCGGUCACGAGCUCCACCGGAUGCUGCCGCACGACUGGUACACCUGGGGCCAGAUCAUGCUGGUGGCGUUUACCGGUCUCACCGGUCAGGUGCUGGUGACGAAGGCGCUGAAGGUCGAGGGCGCGGGUAAGGUGUCGGUCACCAGAUCGCUGGACAUCAUCCUGGCGUACCUGAUCCAGGUCUACAUAUUCGGCGACAAGCCCACGUCGACCAGCCUGACCGGGGCGAUCCUCAUCAUCUGCUCCGUCGUUUGCAUGGGCUUCGAGAAGGAGAUCUACGCGGUCUGCGACUUCAUCCCCUAGCCAAUGGAACGAGCAUUCGAGCGAUCGAAUCUCGGAUGUAAUGGAAUGAGAAUAAAAUUAAAUACGAUCUCGAAUUGCGAUCUGUGGUGAGAACAGUGGUGAAUCACGAUCGGCAAAAUUCAAUUCCUAUUUUAAAAUAAAAUCACAGGACUAGUCAGAAUAUCGAAACGCUAAAUACCAAUGAAUUUUUAACGAUAGUAUUAGGAUCAACGAAUAUUUAAUUAUUCAAUUUCUUAUUGGAACAAGCUCCUGCUAUCACACAUAAGAAAGGUGCUGAAUUCGCAGGUAGCACUCGCUUGUACAUGAUUUUCUUUGCCUUUUCUAUAUCUCUUUCCAAUUCUUAAAACGACAAUAUACGAUAAACAUCGAUCAUCUAGAAUCUCCAUGUCAAUAAUAAUAGUAAUAAUGAAUCGUAGUAAUAAGUAACAAUAAUACCAAUAAUAAUAAAGAUAUAAUCAAUUUCAAGACAAAUCUAUACGUGCAAAUAUUAUAUACAUAAGUUUAGUAUAGCUGAACAGAAAUGCACGUAUAACUCAUUUAUAUAAUUAUGUAUAAAUAUGUAUAUAUAUAUCUAUCGAUGAUUUAUUCAAUGGGAAAGAAAGAAAGGUACAACUACGAUUAACAGUAAACCGCUAUACCAUAUCCAAGGUAUUAUAAUUAUUUACAUUAUAUAUUCUUUUGUCUACUGUCGUCCCUGACGAAGCGCGCGUGGACGCGCGCCAGUCCUAUUUAAUAUCGCUGGAGAACGGACGCUACUUCUUACUUUUGACAGUGUGCUUACAAAUCUAUAUAUAUUAUAUAUAUUUAUAUAUGUAUACUUCAGAGCUUAGUUUACAAUUUGAGUGAUAAUAUUAACAUGAAACAUGCACAUUUUCUUCCUCACAGCACACACAUUCUCUCUCUCUCUCUCUCUCUUUCUCUCUUCCUUUCUCACAUGCACAUACACGCUUUGCUCCUUUUACUAUUUUUUUCUCUCUUCGAGCCAUGAUGAAAUUCAUUUUAUUAUACCCUAUGGCUAAUCUUACUCUACGUUCUGCCUUACGAUUAAAGAGAAGUUGCACAAUUACUUACAUAUUAUGUACGGAUGACUUCUCGCGCUUGAAAAAGGUAUGUGUACAUAUAUACUUCACAUAUGUAACGUUACUUCAUCCCGCCUCACUUCGCUCUGCCCUCUCUCGCUUCAAUCUACAUUUAUCUCCUAGUUUCGCAGCUUGCACCGCCUACAUGCAGUCGACACCGGCGUCUUCGUUUCUUUCUUGAUGUAAUCACGUCUGCGUCUAAUCUCGUCCCGCGAUACCGUACGUCACGCGGAUCAAUUCAUUUGGAUAAACGUACGAUUCGAGGGACACAUCCGUUAGCGAUGUAACACAGGAAUGUAAUCGCGCACGGUAGAAUCCUUUCGCACAGAAGAAGAGCGAGGAUCGAACGAUUUAAUCGUGUUAACUCUCGCCUUAACACGCAUCUCGCGCGCGCGUGUGUAAAUAUAUGUAUAUAUUUACAUAUAUAU